Messenger RNA from Aspergillus clavatus NRRL 1, 1578 nucleotides. RefSeq names its product cytochrome P450. The coding region runs from base 1 to 1578 and encodes 525 amino acids. The transcript has 3 exons. Gene Ontology annotation, molecular function: heme binding; oxidoreductase activity, acting on paired donors, with incorporation or reduction of molecular oxygen; iron ion binding. Lineage: Eukaryota; Fungi; Ascomycota; Eurotiomycetes; Eurotiales; Aspergillaceae. The record is from RefSeq and is a predicted model, not a curated record.
AUGGAGAGCUAUAUGGUUAAGUCCUUUCUACUGGGAGUGUCUCUCUCCCUUCUAUAUCUCAUUGGCAAAGUCUUCAUCAAUCUCUUUCAAUCGCCCCUCCGAUCCAUUCCCGGCCCUAAGCUGUUUGCCAUCACAAAAUGGCGUCUUGCAUACGAAGACUACCGUGGCACCCGGACUCGGUAUAUGAAGACCUUGCACGAUAGAUAUGGCGAUGCCGUCCGUAUUGGGCCGAAUGAAGUCUCGUUCAACAGCCUCUCUGCGCUGCGUACGAUCUACGGUGCCGGCACUGUUUUUCAACGAGACACCUUCUAUCGCAUGUUCGAUGCAUAUGGCAAGCAGGUGAUGUUUAGUUUUGCUUCAUCCAAGGACCACCGAGCUCGGAAGAAGUUACUGAACCACGCCUACUCCAAGACGUCGGUGCUGUCGCCCAACAAUGCCUCCAUGAUUGAGGAAAAAGCCAGACAGUUCAUGGAUCUGAUCGAGAAGGAAGCCAAAGACGGCAGCCUGGAGAUUUUCGCAGCUCUACACUACUUUUCCAUUGAUGCGAUCACCAAGUUCCUCUAUGGAAAGUCGGCGGGAGCGACUACUGCCUUGACUGCAUCUCAGGAUCGAUCGUUGCUGGACGACAUCCUGGACCCUGAUCGCCGCAAGCUGUCCUGGUUCACCAUCCAUUUCCCCACGCUGACCAACUGGCUGUACUCUCGUACCGGGCUGCUCGAGUCCCUGCUCACGGACCUGGGCCUCCUGCCCAUGCGCAAACCAUCAACAUACACAGGGAUCCGCGCCCACGCUCUCGCAGCCGCCGAGCAUCUGAGCCAAUCGACUACUGAGAGCCUCGAUGUGAAUGCAUCCAUCGCGGAGCGGCUCCUCGUCGCAGGCCGCACAGCCGAUCCCAAGGGAGUCCCCAUGGACCAUCUGGACGUAGCGAGCGAAUGCGCCGACCACCUCCUCGCCGGCAUCGACACGACCAGCGACACCAGCAUGUGGGCGAUGUUCGCGCUGUCGCAGCCAGAGAACCAAAUCUUUCAAGACAAAUUGCGCGCCGAGGUGCGCUCCCUGGGCGAGGAAGUCACCACCGACCGGGUCGUGAGCGCCAUCGCAGCAGAUAAGCAGCCCUACCUCGACGCCGUGAUCAAGGAGACGCUGCGUCUCUUCGCGCCGCUACCGGGGACGGAGCCGCGCUUCGCAGACACCGACCAAAUCAUCGAUGGGUAUUCGAUUCCGAAGGGAACGGUGGUGAGUAUGAGCCCGUACACCCUCCACCGCAACGCGCGGGUAUUCCAGGAUCCGACACGGUUCAACCCGGAUCGGUGGCUGGGCGAUGCGGAGGCAGUCGCCGAGAUGAAGCGGUGGUUCUGGGCGUUUUCGAGCGGAGGACGCAUGUGUAUUGGGAUGCAUCUGGCCAUGGCGGAGAUGACGACUCUGCUGGCGAGUGUGUAUCGGACGUACAAGACAGAGAUCACGCCUGGGUUCGAGGGAGUUUCGCCAGGGGUGACGGCUCGGUAUGAGGUGUUUUCUGAUGAGCAGUUCCCGCGGAUGGAAGAGCAUGUAUGCUGGGUGAAGUUUGUCAAGGAGUAG